Messenger RNA from Penicillium diatomitis, 2400 nucleotides. Its product is annotated as WD40 repeat domain-containing protein. The record is from RefSeq and is a predicted model, not a curated record. The coding region runs from base 1 to 2400 and encodes 799 amino acids. Gene Ontology annotation, molecular function: protein binding. NCBI's taxonomy places the organism in Eukaryota, Fungi, Ascomycota, Eurotiomycetes, Eurotiales, Aspergillaceae. The transcript is spliced from 2 exons.
AUGCGCGGUGACGGCAUUAUUGGAUCCUCGCCGCUACCAUCAAAUCUGUCACGAACGGCAGAUCCUCUUCCGUCGACAGAAGGACAUUACGAUGUGUCGUGCGAUUCGCAUGAGGGAAUACCUCUAACGCGCAUGAAUAUCAGCCGCUCGGCCGCAGACGGGGUCGAUGGUGCAUCGGCCUUGACUGGCGAGGCCGAUCGUGUCGUCUCGCACUUGGAUCACCAACACACAAUGAGCCAGGAUGAAAUGGAAGAAAAUAGACAUCUGGCAGCCUUGACGACUAUCAUGCAGAACCCCCAUAUGGUGAAUGAAGGCGAAGCCUUUACUGUGGCUGAAACUCCGGUCGUCAACGCUGUGACCGCGACCGUCCCAUCCGCCUUAAUCCAAUCUGGUGUACAACUUGUGACAAUGGAAUCGCUUUUUCAGGACGGUACUGUCGAGAAUACCCGCUCGGCUCCACACGGUGCGGACGACCUGUCAACCGAAAUGGAUGAACGGUCAUCCGGUUUGCUAUCUGGCCAGGAUGAUCUCGUGAUGGAUCGAAUCGUGCAAGACUUACUGGGCCAGACCACGAGGUGGAGCAACAUUGCGACGAUCACCAACAGCAAUGAUCUCUGUCGCGACGACAUGAUCAUGGAUUAUGAGUCCAGCUUGGCAGGGGAUCAUCCGUCACCCUCGACCAUUCCUGAUGACGAGCUGGAAGACUUCCUCCGAUUCUAUCCUGAUGAAGAAACCCACUUCUAUCAAUAUGUUGCGGGGCACUCACAACGCGAUAAUGCAUGGCACGAUGUGAAUCUCGACGAGUUCUAUCAGGAAAUCACUUAUGCCUCGACGAUUGCCGAGCCGCCUCAAAAUGCGCCCGCCGUUCCCGACUUUGCCGCUGCAGGCCCUGAUUCCAUGGGGAAUCAAUCAGAAGAAGACAAUGACUGGCAUCCUGCCUCGAUUGUGCAUACUACUACAUUCGAGCGCAAUCUGACGAUAGACGAGUUCAUCCAGCGUUGGAUGGACCAAUCCAACAUCUCACCUCACGGCUCCCACUCGGAGAAUAGGGUAUCUGCUCAGCUUCGCCCGUUGACCCGGAUGAUGUAUUGGCAGCAGCCCCCGGAAAUCCAUCGACCACGCGAAUUCACCAAUCGGGCCUUUGAUCUGCAACAAAUGCCCUGGGCUGAGACCCUGAAGGUGAAACGCUCGGAUGCUAGAGAUCUUCGCGAUCGGUGGUACACAUCAUACCACAAUCUUGACUAUUCACCCCACGAGCUGGCGGAACGAUUGCCCCAGGAAGAGGUCUUUUUCCGAGAAAAGUCCAUGUACACUGAAUGCAAAGCAACCGUGGAACAUUUCCAGCUGCGCAAUCUGAUGUCCGUGCCCGCAUCUAACACGGUCCAAUUUGCCAGUCGAUCCAAGAUAUACUCGUGGGCGCCCGAGUUCCAGGAUAUUUCAUGCUUGAUUGAUCUGAGUCGACCCAUACCUGAACUGGGUUUCCACAACCCUGUCAAGGUCUCAAGCAUGAAAUCGGCAUUUGGGCUCACUGUGGCAGGCGGGUUCUGCGGCGAGUAUGCACUUCGGCGGGAUACGGGCGAGGGUGCAGGUGCCAAGGGCCUUGUGACACCCGACUUCAACGACGGCAUCACGAACCAUGUCGACGUCAUUCGAAAUCGUACCGGUCGUGAGCCCAUCUGCGUGUUCGCGUCCAAUGACCGUCAUCUCCGUGUGCUGGACUGCGAAACCAACCUUUUCGUAUCUGAUCAAGAACUCUCUCGACCCAUCAACUGCACCGCCACAUCGCCCGACAGUCGACUUCGUGUGGUGAUUGGGGACUCGCCGGACGCGUGGAUCAUUGAAGCUGAUACGGGCCGGCCUGUGCAUCCCCUUCGGGGCCAUCGUGACUUUGGGUUCGCCUGUGCGUGGUCCCCGGACAUGCGGCAUAUUGCCACGAGUAACCAGGACAAGACUGUAAUCAUCUGGGAUGCUCGUACCUGGCGUGCCCUUGAAACGAUCGACUCUGAUGUGGCCGGGUACCGCUCCCUUCGCUUUUCUCCGGUUGGCGGUGGACCUCGAACGUUGCUUUGCGCUGAACCUGCAGAUCGCAUUUCGAUCAUUGAUGCGCAGAUGUUCCGGUCCCGACAAGUGCACAAUUUCUUCGGUGAAAUUGGCGGUGCUGAUUAUUCCCCCGACGGCCGUGCGAUCUGGGUCGCCAAUACAGACCCCCAUUUCGGUGGAUUCAUGCAAUAUGAGCGUCGAAACUGGGGACAGUCUUUUGGUCUGGCUGAUCUCCCCAAUGAAUGGUUGCCGGAAGGAGAUCUGGACGGGGACGACCGGUGCGUGGUCGGUUCGCGACAGAGAGACUUGCGUUUUUUGCGGACGAUGGCGGAUGAUGAGUAUGAGAUGUUUAUUUUGUGA